AUGGCAACCGAGCACCUGAUCAUCGCCUCAGCGCCCAAGAACCUGACGGUGAUAGAGGGAAGUCCUUUCCGACUGGAAUGUCGCUUCAGCAGCGAUCCGCCACCAUCCAUCACCUGGUACUACGUGUCUAACAACGGCAUACGCCAGGUCGUGACGUCAGGGGUGACGGGAGACAAGCGGUCUUUCUAUCCUCGACAAGGACAAGGCGCGGUCUGUAACAUUGUCAUCAGUGACAUUUCUGUAGUAGUAGGUCAGAGUUCAGCCGACGUCAUUAAAAGUGACGUCACUGGGAAGAUGACGUCAGCCGAAUUGACGCAUGCUGAAGGACGUGGAAAGGGACCUAAACCUUACAUCACCGAGACUUCAGGAAACAUCACGGUCCUGGAGGGCCAAAACGUGACCUUAAUGUGUCGUAGCAACAGCCUUCCCCAGCCCCAGAUCCACUGGGCGUACAACAGAAUUGACUCUCACGUGUAUGAAGACAGCCGAGAGGAGCUUCAGAUCGAGGACAUCAGAAAAGUUGACGGCGGCGACUACACUUGUACCGCCUCCAAUAAGUUCGGCCACACGUCGGUCACACUCCAUGUCAACGUGCAGGGUGAUUAA
Messenger RNA from Pomacea canaliculata, 606 nucleotides. Its product is annotated as neural cell adhesion molecule 2-like. The record is from RefSeq and is a predicted model, not a curated record. NCBI's taxonomy places the organism in Eukaryota, Metazoa, Mollusca, Gastropoda, Architaenioglossa, Ampullariidae. Bases 1 to 606 code for a protein of 201 amino acids. Gene Ontology annotation, molecular function: protein binding. Gene Ontology annotation, cellular component: plasma membrane. Gene Ontology annotation, biological process: cell adhesion; axon guidance. The transcript has 5 exons.